ACCCAGAGACCAAAACUCGCAUGCUUGUUGUUCAACAUGUCAAUGGAAAUUUGAGAACAUUUCUAAAUAACUCAAAAUCAUUAAAAUGGCAUGAGAAGAUAAAGAUGGCCGUCGAUUUAGCAGAUGCAAUAGAAUUAAUGCAUAGGUGCAAUAUAAUACACUACGAAUUGCAUACAGCAAGCAUAUUUGUAGAUGGGAAAAAGCUACUCUUCACAGAUCCCAGAUUAUGUUCACUGUUUAACACGACCUCGUCUUUAGAAACAAUUAAUAGCAUGAUCCCUUUUGUCGAUCCUUGUAUUUUACUCGACCCAUAUCGUACGGUUGACAAAUCCUCGAAUGUUUAUAGUUAUGGU
Acaulospora colombiana is the source of this 353-nucleotide messenger RNA. The record is from the annotation of a GenBank genome assembly. NCBI's taxonomy places the organism in Eukaryota, Fungi, Glomeromycota, Glomeromycetes, Diversisporales, Acaulosporaceae.